AUGCAUCCCUUGGAAGUGGUGUUCACUGGUAUUGCAGUAUCUAUUGCGCUAUGGGGGAUCCUGAAGAAAUACAAUGCGACGUCCUUGCCGACUCCACCUGGUCCGAAGAAACUGCCGCUUCUUGGAAACUUGUUUGAUAUACCUUCCAAUCACGAGUGGCUCACUUACGCUCAGUGGACAAAGGAUUAUGAUUCGGACAUCCUCUACGUCAAAGCUAUAGGAAUGAAUAUCGUUGUACUUAAUUCGUUCAAGGUCGCAAACGAGCUCUUGGAUAAGCGCUCGGCAACCUACUCUAGUCGAUUCAAGUGGACUAUGACUGCCGAAUUAAUGGGAUGGGGUUGGCUCAUGUCGUCUAUGCCAUAUGGUGAAUCCUGGAGAGAACGCCGCCGCUUAUUCCAAUCUUACUUCCACCCGGGAAAGCAAAUGACGCAUCAUUCAAGACAACGCGAAUAUAUCCGUGGGAUGUUGCUCCCGCUGCUUCUAGCUAAUCCUGGAAACUUCGCGGACGCUCUCAAACACGCCAUAGGCGGCAUGGCCCUCUCCCUAGCGUACGGAAUCAAAGUGUUACCCCGUGAAGAUCCAUACAUUCGCAUCGCAGAGGAAGCUUUGGGAGGGAUAGCCCAAGUGACUGUAAGCAGUCGGGUAUUUGUGAAUCUCAUCCCCUUCCUCAAGUACAUCCCGGAAUGGAUGCCUGGCGCGGGUUUUAAAAGGCAAGCGAGGAUUUGGUUUGGUUUGCAAAAGCGGUUCAGGGAGCGGCCGUUUGAUGAUUGCCUGAAGGAAAUGGUGGCAGGCACCGUCCAACCAUGCUUCACAUCCGAGUGCAUUGAGAAUGUCGACGGAAAAGCGGGGGAUCCUGAACACCAGCGAGAGGUUAUACAGGAUACAUCUGCGAUGGUUUUUGCUGCUGGGGCUGACACGACAUUGUCCGCAAUGGAGACUUUCCUCCUUGCAAUGGUCAACUUUCCUGAACUUCAACUCAAGGCACAAGCAGAAGUAGAUCGAGUUGUUGGACGAGGCAGGUUACCUGACUUCUCGGAUGAAGCUGAUCUUCCGUAUCUUGCUGCUGUCCUGAAAGAGGUUUUGAGGUUCCGGCCCUCUGUGCCGCUUGGGGUUCCUCACCUCCUCAGCGAGGAUGAUGUGUAUGAAGGAUAUCACAUACCGAAAGGGUCCAUCGUGGUUGGAAAUGCUUGGGCGAUGCUACAUGACGAAAACGACUAUCCCGAACCAGAGACGUUCAAUCCCGAUCGGUUCCUCGACAAAGAUGGGAAGCUUGACCCUAAUGUUAUGGAUCCAGCUCGCAUCGCGUUUGGCUUCGGCCGAAGGAUUUGCCCGGGAAGUCACAUUGCGUAUUCAACCCUGUGGCUCGUUGCUGCGUCGAUACUGGCGACGUUUAACAUCACCAAGGCCCUCGAUGAAUCUGGCAAAGAGAUCGAACCCGGACUUGAGUACAUCACGGGUCUUAUAAUGCGACCUGCACCGUUUAAGUGCACCAUCAAGCCUCGCUCGAAGGAAACGGCGGACUUGAUUAUAGCUCAUAGAGACCGAUUCGUCGAGGACUGAGGCGAUGCAUUCAUCUAUGAGUAGACACGCACUAUAUCAAAAGCCUUCCCCAUUUCUUCUUCAACCUGUAAUACCACCUCUGAUGUAACUAACCUCUAUGUAUCUUACGAACUCCAAAAUGAUAUGGGUUUUAUAGC
This is a messenger RNA of Laccaria bicolor S238N-H82, 1697 nucleotides long. RefSeq lists its product as uncharacterized. NCBI's taxonomy places the organism in Eukaryota, Fungi, Basidiomycota, Agaricomycetes, Agaricales, Hydnangiaceae. Gene Ontology annotation, molecular function: heme binding; oxidoreductase activity, acting on paired donors, with incorporation or reduction of molecular oxygen; iron ion binding. The record is from RefSeq and is a predicted model, not a curated record. Bases 1 to 1560 code for a protein of 519 amino acids. The transcript has 12 exons.